Messenger RNA from Tachyglossus aculeatus (Australian echidna), 3111 nucleotides. It is a transcript of the gene ATF3, whose product is annotated as activating transcription factor 3. Gene Ontology annotation, biological process: regulation of transcription by RNA polymerase II. Gene Ontology annotation, cellular component: nucleus. The transcript has 4 exons. The record is from RefSeq and is a predicted model, not a curated record. Bases 110 to 655 code for a protein of 181 amino acids. Gene Ontology annotation, molecular function: RNA polymerase II cis-regulatory region sequence-specific DNA binding; DNA-binding transcription factor activity, RNA polymerase II-specific. NCBI's taxonomy places the organism in Eukaryota, Metazoa, Chordata, Mammalia, Monotremata, Tachyglossidae.
GAGGAGCGGCUCCGGUCCCGAUCCCGAUCCCGAUCCCGAUCCCAAUCCCGAUCCCCGGCUGCCUCCCGAGCACUGGCAGGACGAGGCCAAGGCAGGAGAGGAGAGCAAAAUGAUGCUUCAACACCCAGGCCAGGUCGCUGCCUCGGAAGUCAGUGCCACUGCCAUUGUCCCCUGUUUGUCCCCUGCCGGUUCACUAGCGUUUGAGGAUUUCACAAACCUAACACCUCUAGUCAAAGAAGAGCUGAGGUUUGCGAUCCAGAACAAGCACCUGUGUCACAGGAUGUCCUCUACGCUGGAAUCCGUCACGGUGUCUGAUAGGCCAAUCGAAAUGUCCAUCAUGAAAGCAGAGUUUGUCCCUGAAGAAGAUGAAAGGAAAAAAAGGCGGAGGGAAAGAAAUAAAAUUGCGGCGGCUAAGUGCAGGAACAAGAAGAAGGAGAAGACAGAAUGCCUGCAAAAAGAGUCAGAAAAACUGGAAAGUGUGAAUGCUGAGCUGAAAGCUCAGAUUGAGGAGCUAAAGAAUGAGAAGCAGCAUUUGAUAUACAUGCUGAACCUCCACCGGCCCACGUGCAUAGUCCGGGCACAAAAUGGAAGGACACCUGAAGACGAAAGAAACCUCUUUAUCCAACAGAUCAAAGAAGGAACAUUGCAGAGCUAAACGGCCAUGAGGAGGCAACGGGGGAGCCCUCCUAAUUUACCUUUGCACCAAAAAAAUACCUGAAGCCAUGGGAGAUCUGAAUUACUAUGCAUCUCUAGGAUCUUAUUAGUCAAGUACCAUUAGACAGGCGAGAUUACUUUGCUAAGCAAGAAGGAUCGGGUUGGCUUAGCAGGGACUUUUCCAUUCAGAAGACCCAGUUUUGUCCCGUGGGAGCAAGACUUCUGCCUCAACUCUAGGUUUUAGAAAUUGCCAUCUUUGGCUGUUCCUAGAAGUUAAAGACAGCCCCUGCCAGGGGCGUGGGUUUCUGCGAGUGUUCAGUACCUGCACGUGCUUUGAUUUAAGCAGAACACGGUUCUUGCAAUGGGACACAAGGUACAGGGAGCAGUGCCUGGACAGUGGCUUUCCUUGCGGCUGGUAGAGGAAGCAGACUACAAGUAGUGUUCCAAGUUUUGCCAUGACAGGAUUGUGCUUUCUAGCAGAAUGUGCUAAUAUGUAACGGGAAUUACCGUUGGCAAAGCCUUAUUUUCAGAACUAAGCAUUGUACUUUUUGUCACGACACUUGUGUGGAUUUUUAUAUGACUCAUCUCAGAUCUGGAUUCUGAGAGUUGCAUUUUCUUGCAGAAUGCUCAAGUAACGGAGCUUGCAUUUCCAGUCAGUUGGAGCAAUGCUCUCUCUCCUUCGCCAGGAAGUGCAGUUUUGCCCUGAAGGAAAAGACAUCUUUUUUCCUGAGCCCCAAGACGUAAUGGGCGGGGAUCUGUGGGCAGAAUUUACAAGAUAUCUACUGUAAACAGAAUCGUAGGUUAUGUUGCGAAAACAGAGCUGAAAAAAGGUCUAGCCUCUCUGAAGGGGCUAAGGUCAAUCGAUCAACCAGUGGUAUUUAUUGAGCGCUUAACUGUGUGCAGAACGCAGUAUUAAGCACUUGCGAGAGUACAGUAUAACAAUAGAAGAUCUUUUGCAAUAAACUCGUGAAAGCUUUGAGGACAGAACAGCUAAGAGAAGUCACUUUCUUUUUUAUGCUGAUGGUAACUGCAGUCAGAGAAGGCACUGUUGGGAUGCCAGAUGAAAUUUUAGGGUUUGGUGAUGUUAAGGUUUUUUGGGGUCAUUUAAAAUUUUUAAAUAUGACCCUGGAUGUUCACAACUACUAGGAGUGCUUCUGGGCCAAAGUCCUCUACAUACUUUAUGUUUAAAGUCUUACGUUUCUGUGAAAACCUUAGAUUGUUUUAUCCUAUUCAAUAUUAUCAUUACAAUUUUCUGUGAGGCAAUAUUGCUUUAUUUAUCACUAAUCUUCCUAACCAGUCAAUCUAAUAAAUAUUGAAACCAAAACCAAAUGGUAAACACAGGUGUUGUGCUGGUUUCUUUUUUUGUUUUGUUUUGGGGUUGUUGGGAUUUUGUCCUUUUUCUUUUUUUUUUUUUUUUUUUGGUGUCUAAUAUUAUAUAUCUCUAAACUCCAACUCUGCUUUCUGGGACACCACCAUGUGAAGCCGAUUGACCUCACAUCCAAAAUUCCAUACCUCAAUCAAUGGUGUCAGACUUCUCAAUGUCACAUUUACAAGCAUUGAAACAAAGCAGCCAGUAAGAAUGGAGCCACAAUACAUAAUAUUUUACACCAGUAGGGCAAUGAUAAAAUACAUUAACAGCACUCUGAAGGCUAAACCAAUAGAUACCUCAAUCACCAGCUUCUUAUUGUGCAAAUACCAAGAGUAUACCCGCUACCUUUCUAACCAAAUCCUAUUACUUUUUUUUUCUUUUAUAUUCUGCAUCAGAACCUCUUUUAAUAAAAAUGACCUUAGAGCAAAUACAUUGUAAUGUCUUACGUUGCAAAUUUGGAUUUCAUGUACCCUACGACAGUGAAUGUUCGAAUGUGGAGAAAGGGCAUCAAUUUAUAAAAAAAGAUGUGUCACUAAAUUAACUGAAAUUACAAAUAAAUUUGAAUUAGAAUGUAAUUUCCAUCAUCUCUAAAGAAUGUUUAACACUGUCUUAGUACCAAAUUCCUUGAUUUGGGCUUGUUUGUUUCAAAUGUCAGCCCGCACUCCAUAUAGACUACUAUAGCAUUUAUGAUACUCGCACUGAAAUAUUGUUCAAUGUUCACCACAUCCAUGUUAACUGUGUUCCUCCUUUAAAAUUAUUAAUUGAUUGUUUUUAACUGUAUUCUCUGUGACGCAGGCGUCAUGCUUUUGCUGCUUCAUUACUCAUAAAUGUUAUUUACAGGAUGCCAAAUGUCUGUAUGGUGCCACUACCUUUGUCAGAGAGAAUCUGUUUUUAUGGAAACUGUUGAGUUGAAUAACUCUUUUCUCCUUCCGCCCCAGUUUGUGAACGGAUGUUAGUAUUCAGAAAUUAUGGUACUGGAGUUAAUUUUUCAACUGUCCAGAAAAGCAGUGGCGAAAAGGAAAAAAAUAGACAUACGAAAUGCAGUGCAUGAGUUUAGUCAAUGUCUAUUCAGGAAAAUCGAUGAACUU